Messenger RNA from Oncorhynchus keta (chum salmon), 4299 nucleotides. RefSeq lists its product as uncharacterized. Lineage: Eukaryota; Metazoa; Chordata; Actinopteri; Salmoniformes; Salmonidae. The record is from RefSeq and is a predicted model, not a curated record. Bases 1924 to 4299 code for a protein of 791 amino acids. The transcript has 3 exons.
ACACCUGUUUAGGCGAGGUGCUGGCUAGCGGAGUAGAACACCUGUUUAGGCGAGGUGCUGGCUAGCGGAGUAGAACACCUGUUUAGGAGAGGUGCUGGCUAGCGGAGUAGAACACCUGUUUAGCCGAGGUGCUGGCUAGCGGAGUAGAACACCUGUUUAGGCGAGGUGCUGGCUAGCGGAGUAGAACACCUGUUUAGGCGAUGUGCUGGCUAGCGGAGUAGAACACCUGUUUAGGCGAGGUGCUGGCUAGCGGAGUAGAACACCUGUUUAGGCGAUGUGCUGGCUAGCGGAGUAGAACACCUGUUUAGGCGAGGUGCUGGCUAGCGGAGUAGAACACCUGUUUAGGCGAGGUGCUGGCUAGCGGAGUAGAACACCUGUUUAGGCGAGGUGCUGGCUAGCGGAGUAGAACACCUGUUUAGGAGAGGUGCUGGCUAGCGGAGUAGAACACCUGUUUAGGAGAGGUGCUGGCUAGCGGAGUAGAACACCUGUUUAGGAGAGGUGCUGGCUAACGGAGUAGAACACCUGUUUAGGAGAGGUGCUGGCUAGCAGAGUAGAACACCUGUUUAGGAGAGGUGCUGGCUAACGGAGUAGAACACCUGUUUAGGAGAGGUGCUGGCUAACGGAGUAGAACACCUGUUUAGGAGAGGUGCUGGCUAGCAGAGUAGAACACCUGUUUAGGAGAGGUGCUGGCUAACGGAGUAGAACACCUGUUUAGGAGAGGUGCUGGCUAACGGAGUAGAACACCUGUUUAGGAGAGGUGCUGGCUAACGGAGUAGAACACCUGUUUAGGAGAGGUGCUGGCUAGCGGAGUAGAACACUUGAAAAAGAAAAGGAGAGAUGCAAACUCUAGGAGCUCAGACGCAAUAAUGUAAUAACCAACGUUUCGACAGCCAAGCUGUCUUCAUCGGGGUAAAGCUGCAAUGCUUCCCACAGUUGUCAUGUUGGCUGGAUUUCCUUUGGGUGGUGGACCAUUCUUGAUACAUGUGGGAAACUGUUGAACUCUUGACACACUCAAACCUGUGCGCCUGGCACCUACUACCAUACCCCGUUCAAAGGCACUUCAAUCUUUUGUCUUGAACAUUCACCCUGUGAAUGACACACACACACACAAUACAUGUUUCAAUUGUCUCAAGGCUUAGAAAUCCUUCUUUAACCUGUCUCCUCUCCUUCAUCUACACUGAUUAAAGUGGAUUUAACAGGCACCAUCAAUAAAGGGUCAAGACUUUCACCUGAAUUCACCUGGCCAGUCUUCAUCAUGGAAAGAGCAGGUGUUCUCACUUUAAAAAACAACUAAAAUAGUGAUUUUGUCAGACAGCAUAGAUGAGGAAGACUUGGAAUUAAAUAAUAGUCGUAAAAUUAAACAAAUGUAAUUUACACAACUUAAAUAUUUUAGUAAGGUAAUGUGACUAAAUGAUGGUUAAUUCCUUUUUAUUUAACUAGGCAAGUCAGUUAAGAACAAAUUCUUAUUUUCAACGACAGCCUAGGAACAGUGGGUUAGUUGCCUUGUUCAGGAGCAGAACGACAGAUUUUUACCUUGUCAGCUCGGGGAUUCAAUCUUGCAACUUUUCAGUUACAAGUCCAAUGCUCUAAGCACUAGACUACCUGCUGCCCCAGGCUGCAGUAAUGGGCUGUCACUACCAUCAUGGAACUUUUAUUAAAUGUUUUAUUCUGUAUUGGUAUAGCAUUCAACCCACAUAAUGCAUAGUGCAUUUCAUGUUUAAAAAAAUUAUCGAAAUCGAAAACCCGAAUUAUUUUUUAAUAAUGGAACUGAAACCGACCGAUCUCAAAAAGCACUAAUCGCUCAGCACUGCUCUAUUUCCAAAGCAGCACCCAUCAACCCUUACCACCCUCACCUCUGUUUUCACCCACACCUUCCUCCCAUUAUCCCCUUCUCCUCCAUGUUCUCUCCAUCCUCAUCUCUCCAUGAUAGUCCUAACCAACCUAACCCAUCCUCAAGCAAACAUAGCCAGUGGACCUGUGGAGUAUUUAACAUAUAGGCACUGGCCACCAGAUACAACAUGGACACUGGCCACCAGAGGGAACAUGGACACUGGUCACCAGAGGGAACAUGGACACUGGCCACCAGAGGGAACAUGGACACUGGCCACCAGAGGGAGCAUGGACACUGGCCACCAGAGGGAGCAUGGACACUGGCCACCAGAGGGAGCAUGGACACUGGCCACCAGAGGGAACAUGGACACUGGCCACCAGAGGGAACAUGGACACUGGCCACCAGAGGGAACAUGGACACUGGCCACCAGAGGGAACAUGGACACUGGCCACCAGAGGGAACAUGGACACUGGCCACCAGAGGGAACAUGGACACUGGCCACCAGAGGGAACAUGGACACUGGCCACCAGAGGGAACAUGGACACUGGCCACCAGAGGGAACAUGGACACUGGCCACCAGAGGGAACAUGGACACUGGCCACCAGAGGGAACAUGGACACUGGCCACCAGAGGGAACAUGGACACUGGCCACCAGAGGGAACAUGGACACUGGCCACCAGAGGGAACAUAGUCACUGGACACCAGAGGGUACAUGGACACUGGCCACCAGAGGGUGCAUGGACACUGGCCACCAGAGGGAGCAUGGACACUGGCCACCAGAGGGAGCAUGGACACUGGCCACCAGAGGGAGCAUGGACACUGGCCACCAGAGGGAGCAUGGACACUGGCCACCAGAGGGAACAUGGACACUGGCCACCAGAGGGAACAUGGACACUGGCCACCAGAGGGAACAUGGACACUGGCCACCAGAGGGAACAUGGACACUGGCCACCAGAGGGGACAUGGACACUGGCCACCAGAGGGGACAUGGACACUGGCCACCAGAGGGGACAUGGACACUGGCCACCAGAGGGAGCAUGGACACUGGCCACCAGAGGGAACAUGGACACUGGCCACCAGAGGGAACAUGGACACUGGCCACCAGAGGGAACAUGGACACUGGCCACCAGAGGGAACAUGGACACUGGCCACCAGAGGGAACAUGGACACUGGCCACCAGAGGGAACAUGGACACUGGCCACCAGAGGGAACAUGGACACUGGCCACCAGAGGGAACAUGGACACUGGCCACCAGAGGGGACAUGGACACUGGCCACCAGAGGGGACAUGGACACUGGCCACCAGAGGGGACAUGGACACUGGCCACCAGAGGGGACAUGGACACUGGCCACCAGAGGGGACAUGGACACUGGCCACCAGAGGGGACAUGGACACUGGCCACCAGAGGGGACAUGGACACUGGCCACCAGAGGGAACAUGGACACUGGCCACCAGAGGGGACAUGGACACUGGUCACCAGAGGGUACAUAGACACUGGCCACCAGUGGGAACAUGGACACUGGCCACCAGAGAGAACAGUUCCUCUCUGUCUCAGUUCCUCUCUGUCUCAGUUCCACUCUGUCUCAGUUCCUCUCUGUCUCAGUUCCUCUCUGUCUCAGUUCCUCUCUGUCUCAGUUCCUCUCUGUCUCAGUUCCUCUCUGUCUCAGUUUCUCUCUGUCUCAGUUCCCCUCUGUCUCAGUCCCUCUCUGUCUCAGUUCCCCUCUGUCUCAGUCCCUCUCUGUCUCAGUCCCUCUCUGUCUCAGUCCCUCUCUGUCUCAGUUCCCCUCUGUCUCAGUCCCUCUCUGUCUCAGUUCCCCUCUGUCUCAGUCCCUCUCUGUCUCAGUUCCCCUCUGUCUCAGUCCCUCUCUGUCUCAGUUCCCCUCUGUCUCAGUCCCUCUCUGUCUCAGUUCCCCUCUGUCUCAGUUCCCCUCUGUCUCAGUUCCUCUCUGUCUCAGUUCCCCUCUGUCUCAGUUCCACUCUGUCUCAGUCCCUCUCUGUCUCAGUUCCCCUCUGUCUCAGUUCCUCUCUGUCUCAGUUCCCCUCUGUCUCAGUCCCUCUCUGUCUCAGUUCCACUCUGUCUCAGUCCCUCUCUGUCUCAGUUCCCCUCUGUCUCAGUUCCCCUCUGUCUCAGUUCCUCUCUGUCUCAGUUCCUCUCUGUCUCAGUUCCCCUCUGUCUCAGUCCCUCUCUGUCUCAGUUCCCCUCUGUCUCAGUUCCCCUCUGUCUCAGUUCCUCUCUGUCUCAGUUCCCCUCUGUCUCAGUUCCACUCUGUCUCAGUUCCUCUCUGUCUCAGUUCCACUCUGUCUCAGUUCCUCUCUGUCUCAGUCCCUCUCUGUCUCAGUUCCUCUCUGUCUCAGUUCCACUCUGUCUCAGUCCCUCUCUGUCUCAGUUCCCCUCUGUCUCAGUUCCUCUCUGUCUCAGUUCCCCUCUGUCUCAGUUCCUGUCUCAGUUCCACUCUGCUCUCAUCUGA